Molecule: messenger RNA, 2801 nt
Organism: Paramisgurnus dabryanus
Lineage: Eukaryota; Metazoa; Chordata; Actinopteri; Cypriniformes; Cobitidae
Source: RefSeq, a predicted model, not a curated record
GUAAACAUUCAUCGAAACCAGUUGAUCAUCAUUACUGUUCAUCUGAACUAACGUGUUCCUCUAAACUGAACGGUGGAUUAGACUGCGAAUAUGGCCAGAGGUCAAGACAUCAAUAAUGAGCUCUCAGAUGUGCUGAAUGAGAUGUGGAAGUUAGAUGUGAACCGCAUGACACCUGGAAAAGAUUAUAAAAUGAAUCUACAGGGGAAUGCUGGGUAUGUUGCAAAGGGCAGUAAUAACGCAAAGGACAAUGCUAGAGCUCCUCUCUUCUCAUAUGUCAAUGAAGACAAGCUGAAAAGCAUUGAUACGUAUGCCUACUUUAUAAGUCUUUUGGACAAUUAUGAGAUGGCUACAGGAGUGACUGAGCAGGUGACGGAAGAUGAACUUCGUGAGAAUGAUCUUUUCCUGAAUGCCAUUUUGAAGACUGAAGUUAUGAAGUGUGCCCACAGAUACCUCGUACGCAAAAGUCUCGCCCAGUCAGACCCAAAGCAGUUUAAGAGGCAGCUAUAUGACAUCUGGUUUAAGUUUUAUAACAGAGGCAAAACUGGAGGUAAUGAUUCCUGUGGGUUUGAACAUGUGUUUGUUGGAGAAGUUAAGUUUGGCAAGGAGAUCAUGGGCCUCCAUAACUGGAUCCAGUUCUAUCACCAUGAGAAACUAAAUCGGGUGGACUACAAAGGAUACAAGGCCAGAGAUUACAAGGAUAAGCCUGAUGAAGACGAUCACGUCUUGAACCUACAGUUCAGCUGGAACGGUCUGGUCAAGCCGGAGAGCACUUGUUUCAUUGGCGUCAGCCCGGAGUUCGAGGUGGCGGUUUUUACCAUUGUCUUUCUCCUGUCCAAAGAGCGUUCGACUAAUGUUAAGGUGAAGGUGAACGAGUAUGUGAUGGAGAUUGUGGUCUGCAGAUACGGGCACUCCAUUGGAACAUCAUACCCCAAAAUGAUCAGCAGCAAUAAUCGGGAUCUCUAGAUCUCAUAUAAAGAUCUAAAAUAUGAAAAAGUCUUGAAAAAUUGGCUAACUCUGAUAAAAUGGGUUUGAUUCUGUAUCUCUAUCAAUAUUUAUAUUUUAGUAUAAAAUUAUCAAAAAAUAAUAUCUUUAGAUUGGGUUUAUGUUGGGAAAAAUGUUGGAAUGACUCUUUUGUUUGUACACAGUUGGAUGUGUCAUUAAAACUAAGUAGAGAUGUAUGUUUAACAGCUCUUCUUUAGUAUGCAUUUUAUAUAAGAUGAGCUAAAGUUACAAUUCCUUUAAAUGAGUACACACAUUUUUUCCUAUAUUUUUAACACGAAGUUCAUUUAAAUUAUUCCCUGUUUUUGAAAUCGCAUACAGUGACAGUACGUAAUGAAAUAGAUAAAGUACUUACUCAUCGAUUGUUAAAAUGGUACGUUCUACAUGAAUGUGGGUAGUUUGAAUAAAAUGUGGACGUGUUACAUUUGCCAAGUGAGCUGUUAACUUGGUUAACAAGUUAAACAUCAAAUAAACUAAAAAAGCUUGAAUAGAGCCGCAUUACCGCUUUUUUUUAUAUGACGACACUUCUCCUGCUGCUUUGUUGGGUGACUCCUCCUCCAAGGGCUCAUGGGAUUGUAAAGUGUUCAUUGAAUGUACACUGCAUCCGAAAUCUUUUAAAUGUUACCUUCGGAGGCAGCAUUCCAAGGCAGGAAGUCAUCAAGGUACAUCUGAAUCCAAUGUUUUGUUUACUUCCUGUCUCCUGAGAUACCUUCAUCGUCUUAUCUAAAAUGUGAUUGGUUGAAUUCGGAAAUAAUAAAAUGGCAGCCAAGAAAACGGCUGGAGCACAAAUAGCACAAAAAGGCGCUCUCUGUUUAUAUUUUUAACAGAAUUCCAUUACGCUGCCUAUAAAGGCUGUCCGAAUGUGUUUCUGGGAGCUGCCUCCGAAGUCAUUUCCUCAUGAGGCAGCGAGGCAACAAGUCAGCCGCCUUGGGUUUCGGACGCAGCCUUCAAAAUCUACUGUACGUCUACUGUUUUUCGAAUACUGUGAUUUUGGACAUACUACUGAUUUUCCUUUACUAUAAUAUAGUAUGGAAGUACCUGUAGGCGAUUUCGGAUGGAGCGAUUUUCUAUAUAAAUUAUGCUGGCUAAAUUCUUGGUAAACAUAAUAAUGGACCAAAUGUAACUGUAGGUUACUAAUUAGAAAUAAAAAUCACUCUUGUCUUUAUUUAAUAAGGUUAAUAGAUAAAACAAAUGUUCUAGCUGUGCCUUAGUUGAAAUUUUUGCAUUUUUAUAUGGCAAAAUAUUUAUUUUUACAAACAGCAUGAAAAGAACUCCGGUCAUUUAAGGUAGCACAAAACUUUACUAAACUCCUGAAAUACUGUUUAAUGAUUGACACGAUAUGUAACCAAUGUGCCUUGUUUUCAUUUAAAGACUUUUAACACAUUUAAAACUUUGUGUUUUAUUCCAGUGCUUGUAAAUGCUGAUAUUCUAUCAAUUUUUUUAAAAUUGUAUAUUAGUGAUUUAUCAAAUUGUGACAGAAACAAUAUGCAUAUUUAGUCAAAAAUUGCUUUAUUUCAGAAUAUGUUAUAAUAGUGGUUAAUAUUUACCAUCUUUGGGUCCAAAAAUUUGAUGAAGACAUAUAAUUAAAACAUUUGAUUGUAUUUUUAUGAAUCUAUUUUUAAAUAGUGAGAACUUUAUAACAUCAAUUAAAUGAAUGAGGCAGCAUUGUCACUUCACAUUGAGACAUUGAGCAAAAAUACUGUACAGUAUGAGCUUUCUGUAAGUCCAAACUUUUACACAACAAAAUGUGUGAUAUGUAAAAUGAAUGUGUAUGAAGAUCUUUUCAAUAAAAAUAAAAUAGA